UCUUGUCUCUGCACAUCUUGCAUCGCAGGUGCCCAUGGCUUCGGAGCGGCGCAAGGUCAGGUACCCCUGGAGCAGCGCCUCGGAUGCAAGACCCAGCAAGCGCAGCUGCUGUCCCCCGCAGCCCGGCGAUGUGGCCUCCACCUCCUCCAGCCGGCCAGUUCUGAGUCCUGCCACGGCCGGCAACAGUCUCCCCAAGCGCCCCAGAGCCGCCCAGGAAGACCACGAUGUGGCCCCAGUGCCCACCAGGUGGCCCCGGGGCUCAGCAGCACACAAACCCCGAGAUUCGUCUUCCUUUUCAUCACCCCAUCUUUCUGGCCGAGCUGCCCCCCACGGCUGUGUGACGAUCCGGAGCACCACACGCCCCGCACACUCCUCGUUGCAGGAGGAGGAGGAGGAGGAGGAGAUGGCUACUCAUAAGGAGGCAUGCAGUUUGAAGGUUGAGUCCAGAGACAGUUGUCGUCAGGUCACGAGCUCUGAGUUUGCAGCGGAAGCAGAGGGUCAGAGCACCAUGAGCGAAGAAGCAGGCAAAGUGCCCAAGAGGACACGGGAGCGUCCGCGGGACCGGGGCUCCACCAUGAUAUACUUGAAGGCCAUCCAGGGCAUCCUGGGCACAUCCCUGCCCAGCCGGAAAGGCGAGGCUGCCCCUCGGGCCAGGACCGGCCCUGGAGAGCGUGGCAGCCGCGCAGCUGGGCCAGUUAGGACCAUUCCACGAGAGAGAGAAGAGAAGGUCCAGGAGCCCACCCGUGCAGAGAGAACGGAGGGGGAUCCCAUCCGGCCGUCCUGGGGCAGCGACACCAGGGUGGUGAUUGAUCCGAACAGGGAGGAGGAGGAAGAGGAAGAAGACGAGGAGGAGGAGGAGCCUCAGAGGGAGCUGCGUGUGACUAGCCAGAGGACUCCAUCUCCCGUACUCGAUAGCCUCUGUCCUCCACUGCAUUUUCAGGAGGAGGCUGACUGUCAGGAAAGCCAGAAGAUGGAGGCACGGGGGAUGCUGCUAGAGCUCAGCUCUUCUGGGAGCGACUGGUCCGACGUGGAUGAUGUGGCCAGUGUCCGGUUCUCACAGGAGGAGCCCGUGUUGCUGAGACCAUCCACAGUCCCUGAGCCCUCUGCCUUCCCCACGGACUACGUCAUGUAUCCGGCCCACCUGUACAGCAGCCCCUGGUGCGACUAUGCCAGCUACUGGGCUACCAACCUCAAAGCCUCAAGCUCCUCUGGGAGCGUCGACCACGCCCCAGUGCAGGUGCAGGCAGACAAGAGUAACCGGAGCCUCCGGGGUGACUGUUCCCCCAGCUCCGUCGUGAGCCCCGAGAAGCCCUCCAGAGAGCUGAAAGCGGCCGAGGAAGGCCGAUCUCAGAGCUCACGCUUCUCGCGCUUCCCUAGAAACUCCAAAGAAAUAAAGGAGAAGAGAACGUUCCAGGAGGAGAUGCCAGCGCGUCCCAGAGGCCAGCAGGAGGCUGCCCUGGAGGAGGGCUUCAUCGACACGCACUGCCACCUGGACAUGCUCUAUGCCAAGCUGUCGUUCCAAGGGACCUUCGCCAAGUUUAGGAAGAUCUACAGCAGCUCAUUCCCCCGGGAGUUCCAGGGCUGCAUCUCUGACUUCUGUGACCCACGCACGCUGAGCGACGGCUUGUGGGAGGAGCUGCUGAAGGAGGAUCUGGUUUGGGGGGCCUUUGGCUGUCACCCCCACUUUGCGCGCUAUUACAGUGACAGUCAAGAAAGGAACCUUUUGCAGGCUUUACGGCACCCUAAAGCGGUGGCAUUUGGGGAGAUGGGCCUCGAUUACUCCUAUAAGUGCACCACGCCUGUCCCUGAGCAGCACAAGGUGUUCGAGAGGCAGCUGCAGCUGGCCGUGGCGCUCAAGAAGCCUUUGGUGAUCCACUGCCGGGAAGCUGAUGAGGACCUACUGGGUAUCAUGAAGAGGCUGGUGCCCCCAGACUACAAGAUCCACAGGCACUGCUUCACGGGCAGCUACCCGGUCAUCGAGCCACUGCUGCGCCACUUCCCCAACCUGUCCGUGGGCUUCACGGCCGUGCUCACCUACAGCUCUGCCUGGGCCGCCAGGGACGCGCUGCGGCAGAUCCCGCUCGAGCGGAUCAUCGUGGAGACCGACGCGCCUUACUUCCUGCCCCGCCAGGUGCCCAAGAGCCUAUGCCAGUAUGCCCACCCAGGCCUGGCCCUGCACACCGUCCGUGAGAUCGCGCGGGUCAAAGAGCUGCCACUCUCCCACACCUUGGCCAUGCUGCGGGAGAACACGGGCCGCUUAUACAGCCUCUGAGCAGCCACAAAGGUCCUGUCAUCCCCUCUCUGGGUGCUCUAGAGACAGUGCUCCUAAGAGCCGCAGCUGAACCUGCUUCUUCUUCUUUCCGCAGCCCAGACUGUGCCCGCCUUGUGCUCCACCACCAGCACUUGAACACUGUGGAGGCGGGGACCCAGCGGGCAGAUCCCAGGAGACCCCCCCCCAAGGGCUCUGUGGGGGCCGAAGGAAUGAGGGGAACCUUCCUCCUGACUCUGAGCCCAAGAUAAUGCAUGAAUUAGAGGGGCCAGGCUGCUGGGAACCUGUGAGCUUUUCUGUGGCCUGGACUCUGAACCUCUGACUCACUUGAGCACUGGGGCAGUAGCUGGGGCUCUGCCUCUCCUUCUGGGAGUGAACUUUCCGUGGAAACACUCUGGGGCCACCUGCUGAGCCCCGCCUUAGGCUUGUCUUCCUGCACCAGCGGCGUCACUACGUCCUGGCCCACAGCACGGCUGCCCUUGGGCACCUGACCCACGUGACUGCUGCUCCUUUGCUUCUGCCACCAUUGGUACUGAGG
Suncus etruscus (white-toothed pygmy shrew) is the source of this 2807-nucleotide messenger RNA. It is a transcript of the gene TATDN2, whose product is annotated as TatD DNase domain containing 2. The record is from RefSeq and is a predicted model, not a curated record. Lineage: Eukaryota; Metazoa; Chordata; Mammalia; Eulipotyphla; Soricidae. Bases 35 to 2272 code for a protein of 745 amino acids. The transcript has 6 exons. Gene Ontology annotation, molecular function: hydrolase activity, acting on ester bonds.